CACGUUUUCAUGAAGCACAACCUGAUCGAAGAAUUCCACCUUGACCAAGUGAAAUUUGUCAACUUCCUCCGGACGAUCGAGAGUGGACACUCAGACAACCCUUAUCACAAUGCGACACACGUUGCUGACGUCGUUCAGUCAAUGCAUUGCCUGCUUGUGAAAGGCGGCGUAGGAAAAUUUGUAGGCAAACUUGAGAUACUUGCUGGACUUCUGGCAAGUUGCAUCCAUGACUUCGAGCAUCGAGGAUUCAACAAUGACUUCCUGGUCAAGACGCAAGAUGACUGGGCGAUAGACAGCAACGACAAGUCGCCCAAUGAAAGUCAUCACCUCUCUUCUAGUUUCCGAAUCCUCCGGCAACCAGAGUGUAAUUUCCUCCACCAAAUGCCGCAAGCUCAACAGGCGCACCUGAGAAAGCUGGUCAUCGACAUGGUCAUGGCCACUGACAUGGGCGAGCACAUGGCGAUUGUCUCGAAACUCAAAUCAGAUCUGCAGAAACGACUCGAAAACCCUGAUGAUGACAUCGGGAGUGACCCGCCCGAUGCGCUCAAGACCCUCAUCUUGCAGGGCGCCAUCAAAGUUGCGGACAUUGGGCAUCUGUACGCGGACCACGAGGUUCACAUCCAGUGGUCGGAGCGACUGGAAGAGGAGAUGUGGCGACAGGGAGACGUCGAGAAGCAGCGGGAGAUGAAGGCAGAGCGUGCAGAUCAGGAGCGAUGGAUCUCCUUCCUCAUGGACCGAGAGAAACCCGGAGUGACCAAGUCUCAGCCUGGGUUCGUAGACUUUGUUGUCCGCCCGCUCUUCGACACCUGGUGUGCUUGCUUCCCCGAGAGCAAAGUCUUGCUCGAACGAAUCGACCGCAACUACGAAUAUUGGAAAUCCAAAGAGAAGGAGCAUCAUGACAACAAGGCCUGAAGUCCUAUCCUCUAAGGAUAUUCACAGACGUGCCGCAUGCUUGGAUGGUGUAUAUGCAGGGGAAGGAGUAUUCUUUAAAGACAAGUUCAUGCG
Messenger RNA from Guillardia theta CCMP2712, 1005 nucleotides. RefSeq lists its product as hypothetical. Gene Ontology annotation, biological process: signal transduction. The record is from RefSeq and is a predicted model, not a curated record. The transcript has 8 exons. Lineage: Eukaryota; Cryptophyceae; Pyrenomonadales; Geminigeraceae. Gene Ontology annotation, molecular function: 3',5'-cyclic-nucleotide phosphodiesterase activity. Bases 10 to 912 code for a protein of 300 amino acids.